AUGUCUGAUCAUCUGCUUGAUAAUGAGAAUGAGAUUAAUAAUGUAGCCAAGGUCAAAGAAGAGUUCAAGAUUCCCAACUCAAACAAUAUCAAAGAAGAGAAAACAGAGGAGCUUUUGCCUGCAUCAACAGAAACCAGAAUCGACGACGUUGAAUACUACACUCUCACUGGUUCAAACCCUUACUUCGAUUUAAUCCUCAAUGAAGCCCAUGUUGGUCCAAUUUGCCAAGUGUACGUCCCGGCGAAAAUUGCGGCGGAGAUACCGUCAUUGAAGGCCCCGGUAGUCCUCAUGUCUCAUGGCAGGCAUUGGAGCACCACUACUCCGAGGGAACACUAUGGCAAGAGAUUUGGAUGGAGGAAAUUCGUGGUUGAUAAUAAAUUGAAAGCCGGUGAUUGUUGUUUCUUCGAGCUCAUCGAAGCUACCGCCACUAGGAUCGUGUUCAAAGUUAUUAUUCUCAGAGUUCCUCCGUCGAAUGAUUCGAAUCGUUCCGGCAAAACUAAUGAAGAAGAAGAAGAAGAAGCUGAUGGUGAUACUUCUGAGACGGCAAUUAUCAUCAACUAGCUUACAGUAUCCUGCAUUUUGACUUGGC
Messenger RNA from Oldenlandia corymbosa var. corymbosa, 589 nucleotides. Lineage: Eukaryota; Viridiplantae; Streptophyta; Magnoliopsida; Gentianales; Rubiaceae. The record is from the annotation of a GenBank genome assembly.